Molecule: messenger RNA, 1529 nt
Organism: Nelumbo nucifera (sacred lotus)
Lineage: Eukaryota; Viridiplantae; Streptophyta; Magnoliopsida; Proteales; Nelumbonaceae
Product: DCD (Development and Cell Death) domain protein
Biological process (GO): response to endoplasmic reticulum stress
Source: RefSeq, a predicted model, not a curated record
CUACAUUUUCUCCCUUGUCGUGUCUUCCCUUGCUGAGCGGAGGGAAAAAAAGGAGGGUUUCUUCCUCCCUUUGGAUCCCCAAAUCUAGGGUUCGUUCGCUCUUUUAGAUUUGCAGAUCUAGUAGAUCGACCGUCGAGUCUCUCCAUUUUUUGAGCUGUUCAGGGUUCUGAAUGAUGGACAACCAGCACAGUUUUUGGCAACUGGGGGACGAGCUUCGUGGAAUAUCUAAGGCUUCAGAGGAUCACCAGUGGUUUAUGGCUGCGACUAAACUCGCUGAGCAGAUGAGGUCAAAGGGCGAAAGGAUGAACAAUCUUGAUCUUUCAAAAUCCUCUGUGGAAACAAGGCCAAGAGAGAGAAGCGGGUUUCAGGAAGACAACAAGUUUGACAACUUUAAUUUUAGCAUGCUCAGUUUGGACUCCAAAAUGAACGAAACCCUGAACAAGAGUUCUUUUCGGAGUGGCAUUUAUAAUUUGAACGCCGUGUACCAGAAGAGCAAUGGAAACAAUAUUGGAAACAUGAACUUGACAGUUGGCAAUAGCAAGUAUGGCAACAAUAAUCCUACCAACAAAGAGCUCAACAACAAUAACAGCAACAACAAUGACAACAACAAUAACAAUAAUAAUGCUGUCGACAAAAGAUUCAAGACCUUGCCUUCAACAGAAACACUUCCACGGAAUGAGGUCCUUGGAGGAUACAUAUUUGUGUGUAACAACGACACAAUGCAGGAAGAUCUGAAGCGGCAACUAUUUGGCCUACCACCGAGGUACAGAGAUUCUGUUCGAGCAAUAACACCUGGAUUACCCCUCUUUCUCUACAACUACACUACUCAUCAACUACAUGGGAUAUUUGAGGCAGCAAGUUUUGGGGGAUCUAACAUUGAUCCAACUGCUUGGGAAGAUAAAAAAUGUAAAGGAGAAUCAAGGUUUCCUGCUCAGGUGCGAAUUCGUGUUAGGAAGCUUUGCAAGGCAUUGGAAGAAGAUGCUUUCAGGCCGGUUUUGCAUCACUAUGAUGGCCCCAAGUUUCGUCUUGAGCUCUCUGUUCCGGAGACAUUGGCCUUGCUAGAUUUGUGCGAACAGGGAAGCAUAUGAAUUUGUCGUGGGUACUAUUGAUUUUCCAUGUCUUGGAAAUGCAAGGACUAGCAUAUCAACUUGGACACAUGUAUUUGGUCUGUAGUGUAUUCCGCAUCUGUGCUUUCUCAGAUUUUCCAAUAAGCGUAAGCUUAGGAGGUGAGUCUGUUGGGUUCAGUUGGAUGUAUUGGGAAGGUACCUCAGAAUGUAGGUACAUCUUUUGUUAUAUUAUAAUGUUAUGUUGUAAACAGAGCAGAAAGUCGAAAAAGUACCCUUUGAGUGUGUAAUUUCAAGGCCCAAGAGGAGAUGGAGUUCAAAAAAAAGAAAAGAAAAGGCUUUGAUGUGUUUAUCAUUUACCAGUUGGUGUUUAUUUUGUACGUGGACCUUUCUAUGUUUUGACUGCUAUGUUCUUACUUCUUACAGAUAAAGAGAAAGAUAUGCCCUCUAUUAAGUUCUCGUUCA